CCUGUCAGUGUUCAAGAGGCCUUUGGAGACUGCCUUCAUUAAUAUGCCUUCUCUUUUCAUUAGCCCUGAAGUGGUCGGGCAGUUGGACUGGGUGAUCGUUGUGGGUCUGUUCCAACGGAACUAUUCUGUCACGCUCAAACGAGUGCCCACCAUCCUGUCUAGGCAACUGGUAUGGGAGCUUAAAGGGCUAUAACACUGCUGGUCGCUAAGUCUUUACAGCUUGCCUUUCAUACGACUAGGGGUGGACGCACAGCCAAAAGGUGCAUUUUCUUGGUUAGCAGGCCAUGUAGGACUCAGCCCUACCUCAGCAGAAGUCACCCAAGAGGAGAAGAGGGAAGGAGCAAGCUUACAAGUCCCUUUUUUUAUUUUUGAGAGCAGUUUGGAGGGGGUUCGGAGCCCCGGGGAGCUCACUGCUCUUGGGUUUGUAGGUUGUGGGUGCCGGGGCCUUGGUGCCCAAGGCAGCCGUGCAUCAGCUGGGCGGUGGGGCGUCUGUGACACGGCUCUGACGCCUGUCACAUGUCAGAGGACAUGUCACAAUGGAGAGCUGUCUUCAAGGGAGCGAGCGCCAGGCAGUGCGCUUCAUUUGGACUUGGGCGAUCGGUGAAUAUGGCCGUGGCCGAGUGGAUUGUCUUUGCCCUGUCUGUGCUGGGAAGCCAGUAUGUGGGGCAUGUCAACGAACAGGCUGACAUGUCCACGCUCGAGCAGAUGUGGCAGCGUGAGGAGCAGCUGAGACAGGAGAUGGCUCGGCUGCUAGACAAGAUGAAGCACAAGGUGGUUGUGGAAGAAGCCACGCUCUCCACUGUGUUCCAGCAGUGGCAUAUCUGGGCCGUUGUUGGAGCCUUUCUCGUGCUCUGCGGGCUCUGCUGGCUGGCCAGGCGAAGGAAGACAAAGUCUGCCAGAAGCAGAAAGGAGAUCAGCUCGAGCAGUGAGGGGGAGGGGGAAGAGAACAAGGGAAAAGUCCGCAGUGGUGCACGGCGUGCUUUCAGGUCUUCAGCAAAGCGCACCUUUGGGCCCCUGCAAGAAUUGACCAACUUGUGCAAGGAGCUAGUAGGAGACCUCCUCUGCAUCAGCCAAGCACUUUGCAGGAAUAUUUUCAUGCCACAGCUGCAGCUAGCCACAGGGACGCACAGCACCUACAACGGCUGGAGUCUUCAGGAGGAUGGCUUAUUCUACCGCGUGCAUGUGUUCCUGGAUCCACCUCCCGGGUUCUCCUUCCUCCUCAACUUGGACCCCACAGGGCAGUGGCCAGCAAGGCAGUCUGACGUCCGUCUGGAACUGAAUUGCGUGUGCUCCAGGGAGAGGCUGCUGGGGGACGUGAAGUGCAUCCUCCACCAUCUCAAUGACAACGUGGGGAAGUAUCUGGCCUUGCGUCUCCUACGCACCCUCUGCACCAAAUUCUACCUAGACACGGAGAAAGUCGCCUCCUGGGUCCAAGUGCUGGUGAAAAAGGCCUGGGUGCUUUUGCCUAUGUCGCACCACUGCCAGCUAACAGUGCUGCCCUCCUCCCACUCCUGCAAGUUACAGGUGACAAACGCCUCCCAGAGGUCCAUCUUCAUCGAGAUGAUUAUUGCCAUGCAGCAAGCUGAAUAGGACUCCUUAUGCUGCAGCAUCAGCUAGGCAGGGGCUGGCUUCACCAUCAGCACGCCGUGAGAGACAACGUCACGUCAUGACCAUCAGCUGCGCUUCUUGAGGCUCACGGCGAGGCACGCCUGCCAGAACAGCUUCUACGUCCUAUGCCGCAGCUCUGCACCAUAUCCUGGAAGGCACAGACUGUUCCACCUCUUCCUCAAAGGCAGCUGUGAUGCACCUCCUGAUGACGACACCCUUGCCAAGAUGGCACAGGAGGUUUCCUGCUGCAGCUGGAUGACAUCCUCUGGU
Molecule: messenger RNA, 1878 nt
Organism: Cygnus olor (mute swan)
Lineage: Eukaryota; Metazoa; Chordata; Aves; Anseriformes; Anatidae
Product: inositol 1,4,5-trisphosphate receptor-interacting protein-like 1
Exons: 2
Coding region: 517-1590 (357 amino acids)
Cellular component (GO): membrane
Source: RefSeq, a predicted model, not a curated record